Molecule: messenger RNA, 927 nt
Organism: Trypanosoma brucei brucei TREU927
Lineage: Eukaryota; Euglenozoa; Kinetoplastea; Trypanosomatida; Trypanosomatidae
Product: N-acetyltransferase, putative
Exons: 1
Coding region: 1-927 (308 amino acids)
Biological process (GO): N-terminal peptidyl-methionine acetylation
Cellular component (GO): NatC complex
Molecular function (GO): protein-N-terminal amino-acid acetyltransferase activity
Source: RefSeq, a predicted model, not a curated record
AUGCCAAAAAAAGGGAAAAAGAAUGCGACGAAGAACAACGUCAAGGAUGUGGAUAUUGAUGCUUUAGUGGCUGCAAUUGAGGGCACUUCCGUACCGUCGAAAAACUCGAAGGAGGGAAUGACUCGGAAGCAGGCCAUGGCCCUGGAGGAGAAGCAAAUGGAGGAAGUGCUUACGAAACCCGUGGCUGCAGCUCAACCGCUUGUCGAUGAGCAUCGUCUACGGAUGUCGCUCCUAGCGGAGCGGCUGAUGCACGAGAAGGCAAUACGUGAUGCCGAGGUGGCAAAAGCCCUCGUGCCAUUGAAAGAGGAGGAGAAGGCCUGGCAAAAGGUUUCAGACAACAAGUAUAUUCGCUAUGAACAAUUCGAUGGUGACGAAGAGGUGAUGAAUUUUAUCGUACAACUGUUCACAAAGGAGUUGACAGAGCCUUACAGCAGCUUCACAUAUGAGUAUUUUAUUUUCGGAUGGCCUGAUUUAACAAUUGUUGCAUACGGUUACGACGGUGAGGACGUGCCUGACGCGUCCGUGAAAGGCAAACGUGUAGGGGCUGUAGUUUCUCGUGUGUCGCGCAAGCACAUUGACAGUCCGCUGCGCGGCUACGUAGCUAUGUUCGCCGUUAUCCCCGAGUUCCGUGGUUUCCGGCUUGGGAGCCGGCUGGUUACGCUCACUAUUGAGCUCAUGAGGGAAAAGGGGUGUGAUGAAGUUUACCUGGAAACUCCGACAAACAACGAACGUGCUCUUUCAUUGUACUUGAAUUUGGGAUUCGCAAAGUCUAAAUUUCUGCCGCGCUACUACCUUGAUCAUUCCGACGCCGUCCGUUUGAAGUUGUGGUUGAAGGAUCCCCCGUUCUGUACUCCUGUGCAACCCGCUACUCCGGCUGUAGCUGUGGCUGCCGCUGCUUCUCCUUCUACCUCUACUUCUCCUAUCUGA